CAGAGGCAGGAGCCGAGCGCCUUACGCGGGAAGAGGAGCGGCGAAGCUUCGGUGGCCGUCGCCCCCAUAGAAUGGCUUGCACAGUUUCUGCUGUUGGUGUCCUCCUUUUGUUUGGUCUUCUGCUGCCCUCUGGAGAGGGCAGCAGGAGGAACCGUGGAUCACAAGGAACCAUCCCUUCUCCUGACAAAGACCAGCCCAAUGACUCCGAACAGACCCAGCAGCUACCACCAGGCUCCAGACCCCGCGGUAAGGAGAAAGGCAAACCUCCCUCUACUGAAGAGGUGCUGGAAUCAAGCCAAGAGGCGUUGCAUGUCACGGAACGAAAGUACCUGAAAAGGGAUUGGUGCAAAACACAGCCACUCAAGCAAACUAUCCAUGAGGAAGGCUGCAAAAGCCAAACCAUCAUUAACAGAUUCUGUUAUGGCCAGUGCAACUCAUUCUACAUCCCGAGGCAUUUCCACAGAGAGGAAGGUUCCUUCCAGUCAUGCUCAUUCUGCAAACCAAAGAAAUUCACCACCAUGUUGGUUACACUGACCUGCCCAGAUCUGCAACCUCCAACCAAGAAAAAGAGGAUCACACGAGUUAAAGAAUGCCGCUGUAUAUCUAUAGACUUGGACUAGGAAGUGUCAUGGAGGAUAUUCUGCCCACCAGUGCAUUUCCUCCUUCAAUCCAGGGGUCUAAACCUCUUUAGGUAUGUCCAAAUGGGACAUGAAUCAGAGAGAAUCACAGCAAACAGUAUGUGUUAUUCUUGUGUAAGUGUGAACUUCAGCUUUGAAAAUAAGUCAUUUGGAGUGUGUCUUAGGCUCAGUAAUUCACUAAUUCUCCCAUGUGCUGGAAUUCUGCACUUGCAGUUCUCCUCUUUUGCCAGAAUCUGUGCCAUUGACUGUCUCAUGAUAAUCAGUAACAGUAUUUGUUGUUAGAUUAGAGCCAUUGAUUCCUUUCAGAUUUAGUUAUGUUCUGAGGAAAAUGUGGAAAGGAAUGCAUUAAUUGCAGAGAAUACAGUGGUACCUCGGGAUACGAACUUAAUGCGUUCUAUGACU
Python bivittatus (Burmese python) is the source of this 1040-nucleotide messenger RNA. RefSeq names its product gremlin 1, DAN family BMP antagonist (gene GREM1). The record is from RefSeq and is a predicted model, not a curated record. NCBI's taxonomy places the organism in Eukaryota, Metazoa, Chordata, Lepidosauria, Squamata, Pythonidae. Gene Ontology annotation, biological process: animal organ morphogenesis. Gene Ontology annotation, molecular function: BMP binding; receptor ligand activity.